AUGCGCAUCCGCUAUCCUUUCGCAGGUGCUUUCAUCUUCCUCAUCAUUCUAGCCGGCUAUAUUGGCCUGCUCCCACAUGCCACCUCAUCGAAGAUCCCCUCAAAUCUUCAACCAAAUGACAAGUUUCUCCACCUGAUUACCUUCUUCCUCUUGUCCGUCGCCUUCUACUGGAUCUUGGACACCACCCGCCGGCGCACUCUCCACUUGACUCUGAUUGUCUGCACCCUCGGCCUCGGUGUCGGCUCUGAAAUCGUCCAAGGAUUCCUGCCGAAUGGUCGAGAAUUUGACCCAUUUGAUAUCCUCGCCAAUGUGGUCGGCAGCCUCGGCGCCGUUGGUCUGUGCGGCUGGUAUCACCGCCGCAUGCUGGAACGUCGCCGAAAGAACCGUUUCGGAUUGAUGGAGGAUGGCGAUGGCGACGUUGAGCUUGGUGUCGGUGUUGGGGGCCAUUCUACACGCGAUGAGGAGGGACUGGGCCCACAGGAGUCCGGUGUUAUGAACCUGGAACAAGAAGUGGAUAACUGGGACGAAAAUGCCGCCGACAAUUGGGAUGACGACGACGGACCAGGACCUUCCGAGCACGAUGACUCCCCUCCGAGCUACCAGGAGGGCCAUAAGGCUAGCAUUGGCAGUGCCGGGCCCACAGCCGGAGAAGCUGCCGGGAAACGCGCUGACUGA
Penicillium cinerascens is the source of this 675-nucleotide messenger RNA. Its product is annotated as VanZ family protein. The transcript has 2 exons. The coding region runs from base 1 to 675 and encodes 224 amino acids. The record is from RefSeq and is a predicted model, not a curated record. Lineage: Eukaryota; Fungi; Ascomycota; Eurotiomycetes; Eurotiales; Aspergillaceae.